This is a messenger RNA of Prorocentrum cordatum, 6439 nucleotides long. Lineage: Eukaryota; Dinophyceae; Prorocentrales; Prorocentraceae. The record is from the annotation of a GenBank genome assembly.
AACGCCAAGAUGAUCAAAGGCUUGAUGGAUUCGGUCGACGACAUGCGCCUCACGAAAAAAGUUGCGCUGGAGGUGAUGCACCUGGUGCAUGACAUGAAGGGCUUCAGCGUGUCAAGCGCGCAGAAGUGGACAGCCAUCUACGGCAAGAGGCUGAGGACGGCGAUCGUCCACGUUCGCGACGCAGGACGGCGGGACCCGCCGCUCAAGUGGGCAGUCCCGUUCUUGAGCGGCAGCGCGGCACCAGCUGUGCUCAAACGACCUGCAGCAUUCAGAAGGCCAGCUGCCGCAGAGGAGCUCAAGGCAAAAACACACGAGGAAGCAGAGGGCGAGGAGGCAGAAGACGAGGAGGCUGCGCCGCUGGCGAAGAAGCCCUCGGCGCUCGAAGAGGCAGAGCCCCAGGACAAGGCUGCUGAGGAGCGCGUGAGGAAGCAAGCCGAGGAACUGGAGAGGCGUGCGAAGGCUGCCCUGGCCGCUGAGAAGAGGCAGGCGGAUGCUGCUCGGGAAAGGGAGGCCGAGGAGAACGCCAGGCAGAGGGCUGUCGAGGAGCUCAGGGCAAAGCAAGCUGAGGAGAUGCAGGCGAGGGAAGCUGAGAGGAAGAGGGCGAAGGCUGAUAGAGAGCGCAAGGAGGCUGAGGAGCAUGCCACGGUUGUCGAGGAGCUCAGGGCAAAACAAGAAAAGGAGAUGCAGGCGAUGGAAGCUGAGAGGAAGAGGGCUGUCGAGGAGCUCAGGGCAAAGCAAGCUGAGGAGAUGCAGGCGAUGGAAGCCGAGAGGAAGAGGGCGAAGACUGCUAAAGAUCUCGAGGCUGAGGAGAAAGCCAGGGAGGAGAAGGCUGCUGAGGAACGCAAGGCGAAGGCUGCUAAAGAUCUCGAGGCUGAGGGGAAAGCCAGGGAGGAGACGGCUGCCAAAGAUCUCGAGGCUGAGGAGAAAGCCAGGGAGGAGAAGGCUGCUAAAGAUCUCGAGGCUGAGGAGAAGGCCAGGGGGGAGAAAGCUGCUGGGGAACGCAAGGCGAAGGCUGCUACAGAUCUCGAGGCUGAGGAGAAUGCCAGGAAGGAGAAGGCUGCUGAGGAACGCAAGGCGAAGGCUGCUAAAGAUCUCGAGGCUGAGGAGAGAACCAGGGCGGAGAAGGCUGCUAAAGAUCCCGAGGCUGAGGAGAAAGCCAGGGAGGAGAAAGCUGCUGAGGAACGCAAGGCGGAGGCUGCUAAAGAUCUCGAGGCUGAGGAGAAAGCAAGGGGGGAGAAGGCUGCUGAGGAACGCACGGCGAAUGAGGACAAGGCUGUCGGGGAGCGCCAGGCGAGGCAGGCAGAGGCGGUGCUUCAGGAUGAUCUUGAAACCCAGCCCGCGACCGAGCUUAUUCUGGUCAAAACGAGGCAGCAAGCAACGCAGGCGGCGCGAGAGGCAGCGCGAACAAGGGCGGCGGGAGAGACAACUGCAUUAACGAGUACUGGUAAGAACGGCCUUGGGAAACACGAGCUGGCGCGCCUGCUUAUGGAGGUCACGAAUAGCAGAGGCAAGCAAGAAUACGAAGCAGACGAGGUUGCGAAAGAUAACGUGCCCGAAGAUGUCAAGGCGUUCAUGCAAGUGCUGGUGGACGGUAUCAAGACCGAGGUUGUAGCUCGAAGCCCUUGCUACCAGAAGUUCGAGCGUCAUAAGAAAGCGCUAGAGAAGAAAGAUGCGAAGUGGAAGGAGGACUGGGCAAAAAAGAAUUCGGAGGAGAGGAAGAAAUACAGGGUCGAAUGGGCCGAGCAAAAGCUGAAGGCGGAGGUUCGCAAGUGGACGAAAAAGAAGUCGUUCCAGCGCGUCGACGAGUCGAAGGGGACGUACUUCAGCUUCUCGCGGAUUGUCCAGGAGGAGGGCGGUCACCACGACGAGGACAACUGGGAGGCCGCCUAUCACUAUUGCGAGGCGCUCACGGAUCACAAGGAGGUCAAGAAGGGCCACAGCGUCGAGAAACUGAUAUCUGAGUUCAAGGAGAUCUCGGCCAGGAUGCCUGCGCCCAUCGAGAAGCUGAACAACUGGCAUGGUAAGAUCAUGAGUUCGCACGCGCUGGAGAAGAAAUAUGCUGAUUCCCUGGAGGGUGGGCAGGCGCUGGGAUUCCGAGUAGUCGUGGUGGACUUCAAGGCGGACUGGCCCGAGAUGUCAACGGGCAUGGGCUUUCCAGCCCACGCCUCACAUCACGCCCCCUGCAUAAUGUGCAGGCAGAAUCAAGAACAAAUCCACAGUCACGACCUAUCAGCACCAGUGGAGCAGGUUACCAAUGAAUCAUACGACGACGAAUGCACCUCACACGAAAUUUGGUGCCUGAUCACCGACCAGGAGAUGCACCGCGCGAUGCGCUUCCGUCUGUGCUGGAAAAAAACAAACAGGGGCCGCGCACUCUACGCCGACCUGCCCGAAUACGGCCUACGCAAAGGCGACAGGGUGGAACCGUCGCCGACGUUGCUUGACUCCGCGGAUUUCGAUCACCUUUCGUUUGAUAAAGGGCCAGUGCUUGUCAAGUUCUGGAGACCGACUCCAGGUGCCGAGCGGUGCUACCAUCGAAAUCCACUUCUGGAUCCGGCCCUGGGCACAGGCAUGCACACAUUUUCUAUUGACGAACUACAUUGCCUCCACCUCGGCGUGUUCCAGUCGUGGGCGUCCACUGUUGUUUGGCUACUGAUAGGCCACAAUUUCUUCAAAAUACAGGCGACACUACAAGGCGAUCGGGUUCGCCUCAGCCUGAAGCGUUUACUUUUAGAGCUUGGGGAGUUUUACUCGAAACAACGCAGCAUGGGUGUUCCAGAAUCUGCAAUCACCAGAGUCGGAGACCUGACUCCAGGCAUGAUAGGUACCCGCAAUGCACCGAGCCUCGGUUUAAAGGCGCACGAAAGCAAGUGGUUUGUGAAAUUCUUAGCAGAGUUCCUGCCGACGGUCGCUAGCAGGCUUCCGCCAGAGAGCAAUGUGGACACCCUGGUUGCAGCUGGCAACGCACUUGUGAAGUUCACCAACAUCAUAGACAGCGGCCACCUCGGCGUGUCGGAUGAGGCGGUGGACCUGGCGCGGUCGAUCAAGGAGCGAAUUCCUGAUGCCAACAAAUUCGCCCAAUUGCAAGAGGGGAUCCGCGUAGUGAACCAGAAGAUGCAUGAGGUGGUUCGCGACGUCGACCUCCUUGAGAACAUUUUCGGAUAUGGGGACAAGGAGAAGGUGGAGGAAGCAAACCUGAGCGCCCAUCUGUCCUCGUAUCUCAUCGGCCUUGCCACGAUUCGGAAAGUUUGGUUUGCGAUGGAGAAGCCCGUGCAGUCGAGAGACCUGGAGCGCGAGGAGAGGGAGAGGCGCGAGGAGAGGCAGCGGCGCGAGGAGAGGCAGACGAGGCGACAGGAGAAGAACGACACAGCAGACCUGAAAAGAGAGAAGAACGAGCUCGAGAAGAACGCGCCCGAGGACAGAGGGAAGAUCGUCAAAGCCAGAGGAGACCUGGAGCGCGAGGAGAGGGAGAGGCGCGAGGAGAGGCAGCGGCGCGAGGAGAGGCAGACGAGGCGACAGGAGAAGAACGACAACGCAGACCUGAAAAGAGCCGACGCCCGAGGAGAGAAGAAAGAGCUCGAGGAGACAAGGAGGCCCACGGAGAGACACGGCAAAGAGACGCCCCUUGCCGACGAGAUCGAUGGGGGCACCCAGGACAAGGCUGCUGAGGAGCGCGUGAGGAAGCAAGCCGAGGAACUGGAGAGGCGUGCGAAGGCUGCCCUGGCCGCUGAGAAGAGGCAGGCGGAUGCUGCUCGGGAAAGGGAGGCCGAGGAGAACGCCAGGCAGAGGGCUGUCGAGGAGCUCAGGGCAAAGCAAGCUGAGGAGAUGCAGGCGAGGGAAGCUGAGAGGAAGAGGGCGAAGGCUGAUAGAGAGCGCAAGGAGGCUGAGGAGCAUGCCACGGUUGUCGAGGAGCUCAGGGCAAAACAAGAAAAGGAGAUGCAGGCGAUGGAAGCUGAGAGGAAGAGGGCUGUCGAGGAGCUCAGGGCAAAGCAAGCUGAGGAGAUGCAGGCGAUGGAAGCCGAGAGGAAGAGGGCGAAGACUGCUAAAGAUCUCGAGGCUGAGGAGAAAGCCAGGGGGGAGAAGACUGCUGAGGAACGCAAGGCGAAGGCUGCUAAAGAUCUCGAGGCUGAGGGGAAAGCCAGGGAGGAGACGGCUGCCAAAGAUCUCGAGGCUGAGGAGAAAGCCAGGGAGGAGAAGGCUGCUAAAGAUCUCGAGGCUGAGGAGAAGGCCAGGGGGGAGAAAGCUGCUGGGGAACGCAAGGCGAAGGCUGCUACAGAUCUCGAGGCUGAGGAGAAUGCCAGGAAGGAGAAGGCUGCUGAGGAACGCAAGGCGAAGGCUGCUAAAGAUCUCGAGGCUGAGGAGAGAACCAGGGCGGAGAAGGCUGCUAAAGAUCCCGAGGCUGAGGAGAAAGCCAGGGAGGAGAAAGCUGCUGAGGAACGCAAGGCGGAGGCUGCUAAAGAUCUCGAGGCUGAGGAGAAAGCAAGGGGGGAGAAGGCUGCUGAGGAACGCACGGCGAAUGAGGACAAGGCUGUCGGGGAGCGCCAGGCGAGGCAGGCAGAGGCGGUGCUUCAGGAUGAUCUUGAAACCCAGCCCGCGACCGAGCUUAUUCUGGUCAAAGCGAGGCAGCAAGCAACGCAGGCGGCGCGAGAGGCAGCGCGAACAAGGGCGGCGGGAGAGACAACUGCAUUAACGAGUACUGGUAAGAACGGCCUUGGGAAACACGAGCUGGCGCGCCUGCUUAUGGAGGUCACGAAUAGCAGAGGCAAGCAAGAAUACGAAGCAGACGAGGUUGCGAAAGAUAACGUGCCCGAAGAUGUCAAGGCGUUCAUGCAAGUGCUGGUGGACGGUAUCAAGACCGAGGUUGUAGCUCGAAGCCCUUGCUACCAGAAGUUCGAGCGUCAUAAGAAAGCGCUAGAGAAGAAAGAUGCGAAGUGGAAGGAGGACUGGGCAAAAAAGAAUUCGGAGGAGAGGAAGAAAUACAGGGUCGAAUGGGCCGAGCAAAAGCUGAAGGCGGAGGUUCGCAAGUGGACGAAAAAGAAGUCGUUCCAGCGCGUCGACGAGUCGAAGGGGGCGUACUUCAGCUUCUCGCGGAUUGUCCAGGAGGAGGGCGGUCACCACGACGAGGACAACUGGGAGGCCGCCUAUCACUAUUGCGAGGCGCUCACGGAUCACAAGGAGGUCAAGAAGGGCCACAGCGUCGAGAAACUGAUAUCUGAGUUCAAGGAGAUCUCGGCCAGGAUGCCUGCGCCCAUCGAGAAGCUGAACAACUGGCAUGGUAAGAUCAUGAGUUCGCACGCGCUGGAGAAGAAAUAUGCUGAUUCCCUGGAGGGUGGGCAGGCGCUGGGAUUCCGAGUAGUCGUGGUGGACUUCAAGGCGGACUGGCCCGAGAUGUCAACGGGCAUGGGCUUUCCAGCCCACGCCUCACAUCACGCCCCCUGCAUAAUGUGCAGGCAGAAUCAAGAACAAAUCCACAGUCACGACCUAUCAGCACCAGUGGAGCAGGUUACCAAUGAAUCAUACGACGACGAAUGCACCUCACACGAAAUUUGGUGCCUGAUCACCGACCAGGAGAUGCACCGCACGAUGCGCUUCCGUCUGUGCUGGAAAAAAACAAACAGGGGCCGCGCACUCUACGCCGACCUGCCCGAAUACGGCCUACGCAAAGGCGACAGGGUGGAACCGUCGCCGACGUUGCUUGACUCCGCGGAUUUCGAUCACCUUUCGUUUGAUAAAGGGCCAGUGCUUGUCAAGUUCUGGAGACCGACUCCAGGUGCCGAGCGGUGCUACCAUCGAAAUCCACUUCUGGAUCCGGCCCUGGGCACAGGCAUGCACACAUUUUCUAUUGACGAACUACAUUGCCUCCACCUCGGCGUGUUCCAGUCGUGGGCGUCCAAUGUUGUUUGGCUACUGAUAGGCCACAAUUUCUUCAAAAUACAGGCGACACUACAAGGCGAUCGGGUUCGCCUCAGCCUGAAGCGUUUACUUUUAGAGCUUGGGGAGUUUUACUCGAAACAACGCAGCAUGGGUGUUCCAGAAUCUGCAAUCACCAGAGUCGGAGACCUGACUCCAGGCAUGAUAGGUACCCGCAAUGCACCGAGCCUCGGUUUAAAGGCGCACGAAAGCAAGUGGUUUGUGAAAUUCUUAGCAGAGUUCCUGCCGACGGUCGCUAGCAGGCUUCCGCCAGAGAGCAAUGUGGACACCCUGGUUGCAGCUGGCAACGCACUUGUGAAGUUCACCAACAUCAUAGACAGCGGCCACCUCGGCGUGUCGGAUGAGGCGGUGGACCUGGCGCGGUCGAUCAAGGAGCGAAUUCCUGAUGCCAACAAAUUCGCCCAAUUGCAAGAGGGGAUCCGCGUAGUGAACCAGAAGAUGCAUGAGGUGGUUCGCGACGUCGACCUCCUUGAGGUCGUGCUGGGUUCAUCGUUCUUUAUCCUCGUCU